AGACUAGUCUGGUCGUUCUCUGUAGUUUAUGUCUACAUUUUGACGACCGAUUUUAAAUGAUGAGGGAGUUCAUCAUUAUUCUACUGACUUCCCUCGUUCUCCGGCCAGGUGCCGCUGGUCCUCUGUGUUUCUCCUGUUCUUCUAUGUCACAGGCACACUUCUGUGACGUCACGGAGAGAUGUGGCGAUCACCAGGUGUGCUACGUGGAGGAAGUCCUAACCAACAGUGGUCACAUUAAAUACACGUCGGGAUGUGUGUAUAACCAGACGUGUACCAAGAGUGUCAUUUCUGAUCACACUGCUCAUGGGCAGGUCACGUGUCUCGACUGUUGUCAAGGCGACAUGUGUAACAACAAAGGGUGUGGUGACACGGGACCCAUGGUAAGACCAUACCGAGGCCCGUACUGUUUCCAGUGUGAACACCAGUCUCACCCCAGUGAGUGUGAACAACUCAACAUAUGUGAUGUGGACCAGAUGUGUGGUAUACAGGAACACUUCGAUGGGUUUGGUAGACAGUACACCAGUGGCUGUAGAGGGAAGCUGGAAUGUCAAACCCACACCCACAUGCUGGUUGGGAGGGACGUGCGUUUCACUGACAAGCGUGUUGACAGGUGCAACAUUUGCUGUGAUGACGACUUCUGCAACUACGCAUGCUCUCAGAACCAUUCCACAUCCGGUUCGACUGCACCCACAAAGGCACCUAUUUUACAACAUAUAACAGCACCCAUCACGCCUGCCCCGGGGCCAACCUUUGGACCGUGGGGGGAAUGGCAGCCUUGUACUCGUACCUGUGGGAGAGGCUGGCAGGAACGUUACCGGAAGUGUGAUGACGUCAUGAAUGGUCUGCUGAGUAGCGCAUCCUGUUCCAGAUCGGGAGUGGACACGCGGGAGUGCUUCAAUGACGUAUGUGAAGACUGUAACGCCCUCUACAGUAUCGGCUAUAACGUAUCCGGGAACUAUACUAUCUAUCCCGACCAGACUUCCGGAUAUGACGUGUACUGUGAAAUGCAGCCGGGGAGCGGGGGCUGGAUCGUCCUCCAGCACCGGUUUGAUGGUUCGGAGAUGUUCAACAGGUCAUUUGUCGAGUACGAGCAUGGAUUCGGCGAUCUGAACGGGGAGUUCUGGUUGGGCCUAGAGAAAAUAUCAAAACUGACCAACCCAGGACGUAAAGUCGAAUUUCGUCUACAGACAUAUAACGGUACAUGGAUGACCCUAGAUUACGGGAAUUUUUCAGUCGCCAAUGCUAGCCAACAGUACGCUUUGAACGUGUCCCAACAUAUCUCCGGAUUUUCGCCGGAAACGUUCGAAUACAAUUCCGGGGAGAAAUUUUACACGUAUGACCGCGAUAACAUUGAUCAUUGCGCUGUUCGAAGGUUUGCCGGUUGGUGGUUUGGCUCAUGUACGUAUCUAAACAUCAAUGGAGAAUACGGACUCCGAGACGACGAAUCCGGAAUCAUUGAACACUUCAAUAACCUGCAUUAUCAUAACUUCCAAACAACUCUAAUGAUGAUACAGUGAUCUGUGUUGUUUUGGGCCCAUCACAUGAGACCUUUGGUACCCGAAAGUAAUGACAUCGAAAUACAGACUGCAACUGUAAAACAACCGUACCUGUCAGCAAAGUAGUAUGUACGAUUUAACGAAUAGUUGAAUGUCCGAAAAGGUGAUCAAAUUAAAGUAUUGUGGACAUCAUUUAUAAAACUUUCCCUUUUUUGUUUUAUGUUUGUUAUUUUGGUCACGGGGUUAUCUUAUUCCAACGUUUUGACGCAAUCUGUGUGUCGCUUUUCAGAGGUCCACUCUUUACCCAACACACUUGGUGUGAAGAAUUGCGCCGAAAUCGUCCUUAUUAUACAAUAGAUAUCUUGAAACAAGAAAUUAACAUCUCAAACCUAGUUAUGAUGUCGGUGAUGUUGUUACUGUUGAGUUGUGAUACGUGUACCAGUUAUAUGAAAAUC
Mizuhopecten yessoensis (Yesso scallop) is the source of this 1951-nucleotide messenger RNA. RefSeq names its product SCO-spondin-like. The coding region runs from base 57 to 1517 and encodes 486 amino acids. The transcript is spliced from 10 exons. The record is from RefSeq and is a predicted model, not a curated record. NCBI's taxonomy places the organism in Eukaryota, Metazoa, Mollusca, Bivalvia, Pectinida, Pectinidae.